Knipowitschia caucasica is the source of this 5100-nucleotide messenger RNA. NCBI's taxonomy places the organism in Eukaryota, Metazoa, Chordata, Actinopteri, Gobiiformes, Gobiidae. The record is from the annotation of a GenBank genome assembly.
AUGUCCACACAGGAUAACAGAGAGGGGGGAGACAUGUCCACACAGGACAGCAAAGAGGGGGGAGACAUGUCCACACAGGACAACAGAGAGGGGGGAGACAUGUCUACACAGGACAGCAGAGAGGGGGGAGACAUGUCCACACAGGACAGCAGAGAGGGGGGAGACAUUUCCACACAGACAACAGAGAGGGGGGAGACAUGUCCACACAGGACUACAGACACCACAGUCACACUGCAGCUGGAAGAGUCACAACUCGCCCCCACCUCGCCCCCACCUCGCCCCCACCUCGCCCCCACCUCGCCCCCACCUCGCUCCCACCUCGCUCCCACCUCCCUCCCACCUCGCUCCCACCUCGCCCCCACCUCGCCUCCACCUUGCCCCCACCUCCCUCCCACCUCGCUCCCAUCUCGCUCCCAUCUUGCUCCCAUCUCGCUCCCACCUCCCUCCCACCUCGCUCCCACCUCCCUCCCACCUCGCUCCCAUCUCGCUCCCAUCUCGCUCCCACCUCCUCGCUCCCACCUCCUCGCUCCCACCUCCUCGCUCCCACCUCCUCGCUCCCGCCUCGCUCCCACCUCCUCGCUCCCGCCUCGCUCCCACCUCGCUCCCAUCUCGCUCCCACCUCCUCGCUCCCACCUCACUCCCACCUCGCUCCCAUCUCGCUCCCAUCUCACUCCCAUCUCGCUCCCACCUCGCUCCCACCUCCCUCCCACCUCGCUCCCACCUCGCUCCCACCUCGCUCCCACCUCGCUCCCAUCUCGCUCCCAUCUCGCUCCCACCUCGCCCCCACCUCGCCUCCACCUCGCCCCCACCUCGCUCCCACCUCGCCUCCACCUCGCCCCCACCUCGCUCCCACCUCGCUCCCAUCUCGCUCCCAUCUCGCUCCCACCUCCUCGCUCCCACCUCCUCUCUCCCGCCUCGCUCCCACCUCGCUCCCAUCUCGCUCCCGCCUCCUCGCUCCCGCCUCGCUCCCACCUCCCUCCCACCUCGCUCCCACCUCCCUCCCACCUCGCUCCCACCCCUCGCUCCCUCCUCGUCCCCACCUCCUCGCUCCCUCCUUGCCCCCACCUCGCCCCCACCUCGCCCCCACCUCGCCCCCACCUCGCCCCCACCUUGCUCCCACCUCGCUCCCACCUCCCUCCCACCUCGCUCCCACCUCGCCCCCACCUCGCCUCCACCUUGCCCCCACCUCCCUCCCACCUCGCUCCCAUCUCGCUCCCAUCUCGCCCCCACCUUGCUCCCACCUCGCCCACCUCCCUCCCACCUCGCUCCCACCUCGCCCCCACCUCGCCUCCACCUUGCCCCCACCUCCCUCCCACCUCGCUCCCGCCUCGCUCCCACCUCGCUCCCAUCUCGCUCCCACCUCGCUCCCUCCUCGCUCCCACCUCACUCCCACCUCGCUCCCACCUCGCUCCCACCUCCUCGCUCCCGCCUCGCUCCCGCCUCGCUCCCACCUCCCUCCCACCUCGCUCCCACCUCCCUCCCACCUCGCUCCCACCUCCCUCCCACCUCGCUCCCAUCUCGCUCCCAUCUCGCUCCCACCUCCCUCCCACCUCGCUCCCACCUCCCUCCCACCUCGCUCCCACCUCCCUCCCACCUCGCUCCCAUCUCGCUCCCAUCUCGCUCCCACCUCCUCGCUCCCACCUCCCUCCCACCUCGCUCCCACCUCCCUCCCACCUCGCUCCCACCUCCCUCCCACCUCGCUCCCACCUCGCUCCCACCUCGCUCCCACCUCGCUCCCACCUCCUCGCCCCCACCUCGCCCCCACCUCGCUCCCACCUCGCUCCCUCCUCGCCCCCACCUCGCCCCCACCUCGCCCCCACCUCGCUCCCAUCUCGCUCCCACCUCCUCGCUCCCACCUCCCUCCCACCUCGCUCCCACCUCCCUCCCACCUCGCUCCCACCUCCCUCCCACCUCGCUCCCAUCUCGCUCCCAUCUCGCUCCCACCUCCUCGCUCCCAUCUCGCUCCCACCUCCUCGCUCCCACCUCCCUCCCACCUCGCUCCCACCUCCCUCCCACCUCGCUCCCAUCUCGCUCCCAUCUCGCUCCCACCUCCUCGCCCCCACCUCGCCCCCACCUCGCUCCCACCUCGCUCCCACCUCGCUCCCACCUCCCUCCCACCUCGCUCCCACCUCGCUCCCUCCUCGCCCCCACCUCGCUCCCACCUCGCUCCCUCCUCGCCCCCACCUCGCCCCCACCUCGCCCCCACCUCGCCCCCACCUCGCUCCCACCUCCCUCCCACCUCGCUCCCACCUCGCUCCCAUCUCGCUCCCAUCUCGCUCCCAUCUCGCUCCCACCUCCUCGCUCCCACCUACUCCGCUCCCACCUCCUCGCUCCCGCCUCGCUCCCACCUCCUCGCUCCCGCCUCGCUCCCACCUCCCUCCCACCUCGCUCCCACCUCCCUCCCACCUUGCUCCCAUCUCGCUCCCACCUCCUCGCUCCCACCUCCUCGCUCCCACCUCCUCGCUCCCACCUCGCUCCCUCCUCGCUCCCACCUCACUCCCACCUCGCUCCCACCUCCUCGCUCCCACCUCCUCGCUCCCACCACCUCGCUCCCACCUCCUCGCUCCCACCUCGCUCCCUCCUCGCUCCCACCUCACUCCCACCUCGCUCCCACCUCGCUCCCACCUCCUCCCUCCCGCCUCGCUCCCACCUCCCUCCCACCUCGCUCCCACCUCCCUCCCACCUCGCUCCCACCUCCCUCCCACCUCGCUCCCACCUCCCUCCCACCUCGCUCCCACCUCCCUCCCACCUCGCUCCCAUCUCGCUCCCAUCUCGCUCCCAUCUCGCUCCCACCUCCUCGCUCCCCCCCACCUCCCUCCCCACCUCGCUCCCACCUCCCUCCCACCUCGCUCCCACCUCUCUCUCCCGCCUCGCUCCCACCUCGCUCCCAUCUCGCUCCCGCCUCGCUCCCGCCUCCUCGCUCCCGCCUCGCUCCCACCUCCCUCCCACCUCGCUCCCACCUCGCUCCCACGUCGCUCCCACCUCCUCGCUCCCUCCUCGCCCCCACCUCGCCCCCACCUCGCCCCCACCUCGCCCCCACCUCGCCCCCACCUCGCCCCCACCUCGCCCCCACCUCGCUCCCACCUCGCUCCCACCUCCCUCCCACCUCGCUCCCACCUCGCCCCCACCUCGCCUCCACCUUGCCCCCACCUCCCCCCCACCUCGCUCCCAUCUCGCUCCCAUCUUGCUCCCAUCUCGGCUCCCACCUCCUCGCUCCCGCCUCGCUCCCACCUCGCUCCCAUCUCGCUCCCACCUCGCUCCCUCCUCGCUCCCACCUCACACCCUCGCCCCCACCUCGCUCCCACCUCGCUCCCAUCUCUCGCUCCCUCCUCGCUCCCACCUCGCUCCCACCUCCUCGCUCCCACCUCCUCGCUCCCACCUCCUCGCUCCCGCCUCGCUCCCCCACUCCUCGCUCCCACCUCGCUCCCACCUCCCUCGCUCCCGCCUCCUCCCUCCCCUCGCCCCCUCCCACCUCCCUCCCACCUCGCUCCCACCUCCCUCCCACCUCGCUCCCACCUCGCUCCCACCUCGCUCCCACCUCCUCGCUCCCUCCUCGUCCCCACCUCCUCGCUCCCUCCUUGCCCCCACCUCGCCCCCACCUCGCCCCCACCUCGCUCCCACCUCGCUCCCAUCUCGCUCCCUCCUCGCUCCCACCUCGCUCCCACCUCCUCGCUCCCACCUCCUCGCUCCCACCUCCUCGCUCCCGCCUCGCUCCCACCUCCUCGCUCCCACCUCGCUCCCACCUCCUCGCUCCCGCCUCCUCGCUCCCACCUCGCUCCCGCCUCGCUCCCGCCUCGCUCCCGCCUCGCUCCCACCUCCUCGCUCCCACCUCCUCGCUCCCACCUCGCUCCCACCUCCUCGCUCCCACCUCCUCGCUCCCGCCUCACCCCCACCUCGCUCCCACCUCGCUCCCGCCUCGCUCCCACCUCCUCGCUCCCACCUCGCUCCCACCUCGCUCCCACCUCGCUCCCGCCUUGCUCCCACCUCGCCCCCACCUCGCUCCCACCUCGCCCCCACCUCACUCCCACCUCGCUCCCACCUCGCUCCCACCUUCUCGCUCCCUCCUCGCCCCCACCUCGACCCCACCUCGCUCCCAUCUCGCUCCCAUCUCGCUCCCACCUCCUCGCUCCCACCUCCUCGCUCCCACCUCCUCGCUCCCACCUCGCUCCCACCUCCUCGCUCCCACCUCCUCGCUCCCACCUCCUCGCUCCCAUCUCCUCGCUCCCGCCUCGCUCCCACCUCCUCGCUCCCACCUCCUCGCUCCCACCUCGCUCCCACCUCCUCGCUCCCACCUCGCUCCCACCUCCACGCUCCCGCCUCGCUCCCACCUCGCUCCCACCUCGCUCCCACCUCGCUCCCACCUCGCCCCCACCUGGCUCCCACCUCGCUCCCACCUCUCCCCCCACCUCUCUCCCACCUCUCCCCCACCUCGCUCCCACCUCGCUCCCACCUCGCUCCCACCUCCUCGCUCCCACCUCCUCGUUCCCACCUCGCUCCCACCUCUCUCCCACCUCGGCUCCCACCUCGCUCCCACCUCCACGCUCCCGCCUCGCUCCCACCUCGCUCCCACCUCUCUCCCACCUCUCCCCCACCUCGCUCCCACCUCGCUCCCACCUCGCCCCCACCUUGCCCCCACCUCCUCGCUCCCACCUCCUCGCUCCCACCUCGCUCCCACCUCCUCGCUCCCACCUCGCUCCCACCUCCACGCUCCCGCCUCGCUCCCACCUCGCUCCCACCUCGCUCCCACCUCGCUCCCACCUCGCCCCCACCUGGCUCCCACCUCGCUCCCACCUCUCCCCCCACCUCUCUCCCACCUCUCCCCCACCUCGCUCCCACCUCGCUCCCACCUCGCUCCCCCUUGCCCCCACCUCCUCGCUCCCCCCUCCUCGCUCCCACCUCGCUCCCACCCUCCACGCUCCCGCCUCGCUCCCACCUCGCUCCCACCUCGUUCCCACCUCGCUCCCACCUCUCUCCCACCUCUCCCCCACCUCGCUCCCACCUCGCUCCCACCUCGCUCCCACCUCGCCCCCACCUCGCUCCCACCUCGCUCCCACCUCGCUCCCACCUCCACGCUCCCGCCUCGCUCCCACCACCACUUAA